Molecule: messenger RNA, 570 nt
Organism: Stylonychia lemnae
Lineage: Eukaryota; Ciliophora; Spirotrichea; Sporadotrichida; Oxytrichidae
Source: the annotation of a GenBank genome assembly
AUGAAACCCAUCAUUUUUGAAAUUGAUACUGAUCUAUUUGAAUUAGUUGAAAAAUAUGAAAGAAUGUUUACUUCAUUUGGAUUUAAAUUUGAGAAAUUAAGCUGGACCAAAAAUUCUGUUUAAGUCAGAUUGAACUCUCUUCCUUACAGUAAUGACACUUAAUUUGAGGAAAGUGAUUUUCACAAUCUAGUUACAGCUGUCAGAAACUACGAUGGAGAUGAUAGAGUAAAGCAAAAAUAUCAUACUGAUCAAUAGAUUUUUGAUUAUUUGAUGCCAAAGAAGAUUAUGCAAGUUUUGGCUUUAAGAGCUUGUCGAUCAUCUGUAAUGGUUGGUAUGAAGUUGGAAAAAAGAAGAUAAAGAGAAAUCGUAAGUGGCCUAUAUAAUUUAAAAGAUCCUUGGAUAUGUGCUCAUGGUAGACCAACAAUGAGGUACAUUAUGGACAUUAAAGACUUUAAGGACAAGUUACUAUACAAAAGUGGUUAUGAGACUCGGUAUGGGAGAAUGAGUCCUAAUCUCAUGCAGAUUAAGUAAUAUAGUUCUCCUAAGAAAAAGUAAUAAAUUGAGGUUUGA